AAAAAGUAAAUAAAAUAACCUGGUAAACAUAUGGUGCACUUUUUAAUCAAUUGAGAUCAGCGCAUUAUCAACAUUUAAGUAUUUGUUUCUAAUUUGGAAAGAAUCCGGUAUAAUAAUAUUGAUGGUAACAUUCAUAGCCAUAAUUUAGGUCUAUCAACUCUUAUUUUGCUUAUUGAUUGUUGAAUAUUUUGUUUAAUUUUUAUAAGAUGUCGUCUGUCGACGUAUAGGUGGUAAAAUUGAUUACUUUGGCAUUUUAUUAAAGUUCCAUGAGUCUAUUCUACUCGAAAUAUUCUUUUGUUGCUUGUAAAUUAUGUGUUCCACGUAGUAGAAGGAUAUUAUGUAUUCGAUAUCUAAGUUCAAUUAGUCCAGAAAAAACAUUGAAUUCAACGAUGUCGCACGUCAAAUCCAGAAUUAGCAGCAUUGAGAAAUCGAAACAGGAUGAUCGAGAAUAUAGAGGAUUGAUUCUCGAUAAUGACAUGAAAGUUGUGCUCAUAAGUGAUCCCACUACGGACAAGGCAGCCGCUUCACUCGAUGUCAAUGUUGGUUUCAUGAGCGAGCCACGACACCUGCCUGGGCUGGCUCACUUUUGCGAGCACAUGCUUUUCUUGGGAACGAAAAAAUAUCCCGAAGAGAAUGAGUACAGCAAAUACCUUUCCGAACACGGAGGCAUGAGCAAUGCUUACACCGAUACCGAACACACCAAUUACUAUUUCGAUGUGGUUCCUGAAAACUUGGGUGGAGCGCUAGACAGAUUCGCGCAGUUCUUUCUGGGUCCUCUAUUCAAUGAAAGUGCAACUGAUAGGGAAGUGAAAGCAGUAAACUCUGAACACGAGAAAAACGUUUCAAACGACUCAUGGAGGAUGGACCAAAUGGAUAAGUCAACCUCAAAACCUGACCAUCCCUACAAUCACUUUGGAACCGGAAACAAAGAAACACUUGUGAGACUACCAAAAGAGCAAGGAAUUGAUAUUCGUGAAGAACUUCUGAAGUUCCAUUCCAAGUGGUACUCCUCAAACAUAAUGUCGCUAUGUGUACUGGGCAAAGAUGAUUUGGACACGUUGGAGAAACUGGUUGUUGAUCUCUUCAGUGCAACAGAAAACAAGCACGUUGAAGUUGCAGAAUGGCUUGACCAUCCCUAUGGACCAGAUCAAUUGAAAAGUAAGGGUUUCAUUGUCCCCGUGAAGGAUCUGCGCAAUCUCAACAUACUCUUUCCUAUUCCGGACCUUACAGAGCAUUACAAGGCCUCGCCGGGUGGAUUCCUGACACACCUGAUCGGACACGAGGGCUCAGGCAGCCUGUUGUCAGCGCUGAAGGCUGCAGGCUGGUGCAGCAAUCUGAGCUGUGGGGUGCGCACUCCGGCCAACGGGUUCGCAUUUUUCAGCAUCUCCGUCGACCUCACUGAGGACGGCAUUGAGCAUGUCGAUGACAUCAUCAAAUACACUUUCCAGUACAUCCAUUUGCUCGAAAAAGAAGGCAUACAGGAGUGGUUAUUCAAGGAGAAUAGAGACAUUUUAGCAAUGCACUUCAGGUUCAAGGAUAAAGUGGUGCCUUCUAGUUACGUUUCAUACUUGAGUCGUGCAGCACAUGAUUAUCCAUUGGAAGAAUUACUAUGUGCUCCAUAUUUAUUGAAAGAAUGGAGGCCUGAUCUCAUCAAGAAUGUUCUGAGCCGUUUGACCCCAGAUAAUAUGAGAGUUGCUGUAAUUGGAAAAAAAUUUGAAUCUAUUGCUGAUCAGACCGAAAAAUGGUAUGGAACGAAAUACAAACAUGAGAGGAUUCCUGAUUCUUUGCUUGAGAGUUGGAAAAAAGCAGGACUGAGCAGUGAUCUUCACUUACCUGAACCGAAUGAAUUCAUACCAACCGACUUCGAACUUGCUCCCAGGGAUACUGAUCCCUCUCCGCAUCCUUGUAUUGCAAAAGAAACCAACAUUUCACGAACUUGGUACAAGCAAGAUGACGUAUUUCUCCUGCCGAAGUGCAACUUGAAAUUUGAGUUCAUCAGCUCGAUGGUAUACCUGGAUCCAUUGAAUACAAAUAUGACAAGCAUGUUUGUUGUUCUACUAAAGGAUGCCUUGAACGAGUAUGCAUAUUCUGCUGAUCUAGCUGGUCUCAAAUGGGACCUUACAAGCACCAAGUAUGGAUUGGAGCUGGUUAUUGGUGGAUACAAUCAUAAACAACAUGUGCUUCUUGAGAAGGUCAUUGACAAGAUGACAAAUUUCACUAUUGAUCCCAAGAGAUUUGAAAUCUUGAAAGAAAAUUUCAUACGUUCACUGAAAAAUUUUGAAGCAGAGCAGCCAUACCAGCAUGCAGUGUAUUACUUGACUGUUUUACUGUCCGAGCACGCGUGGACUGUUGACCAGUUACUGGCUGCAGCUCAUGAAAUGACUGUUGAGAAAGUUGCCGAAUUCAUACCUCAGUUACUGUCAAAAGUCUACAUAGUCAGCCUCGUUCAUGGAAACACCACCAAGCAGAGGGCUCUGGAAAUGAUCGGCCGUGUGGAGGAGGCACUGAAUAGGAGUGUGGGCUUAUGACCAUUACUGCCCUGCCAGCUGUUGCGAAAUAGAGAAAUACAGCUGGCAGAUGGUGCUAACUACAUAAUGCAGAUUGAAAACAGUUACCAUAAGAGCUCUUGCGUGGAGACGUACUACCAAUGCAGCCUGCAGUCGACCGAGUCCAAUGUGCUGGCUGAACUGUUUGCUCAGAUCAUUUCAGUGUCAGCCAACAACACUCUGCGUACUCAAGAGCAGUUGGGCUAUAUUGUUUGGAGUGGUGUGAGACGAGCAAGUGGAGUGCAAGGCAUCCGGUUCAUAGUGCAGUCGGAACGCCACCCAGCCUAUGUGGACAGCAGAAUUGAAGCAUUCCUUGUAUCUGCUGGGGAAGAUCUACGUAGAAUGGAUCAAGAAGAGUUCGACAGACACAAAGAAGCAUUGGCAGCUCAACGGUUAGAGAAACCGAAAAAACUCAUCGUCCAAACAGGCCGCUACUGGAGUGAAAUCGCGAUGCAGCAGUACAACUUUGAUAGAGCUAACAUCGAAGUUGACUAUCUACGCAACAAAGUAACAAAAGACGAUGUUAUCAAAUUUUACGACGAACUGCUAAGUGCAAACUCAUCAAAAAGGCACAAGCUGGCAAUUCACGUGUUAUCUAAGGCGGAAGGCGGUGCUGGUACAAUCGAAGAUGGCGAGAAAACAGCUUCAAAUGGUGACGGACAGACUGAUCCGAAUGCUGAGAUCAUAGAGGAUUUGAUUGAAUUCAAGAGCAGUCAGUGCUUGUUCCCGCUGGUGCAGCCGUUCCUGCAAGUGGGACUCCGAUUCCGCUCCACCAAAGCAAAGCUCUGACAAAUUAGACACAUUGCCAAACCAGUCGGUGUAAAACCAGCUUGGCUUUACUGGACUGGCAUUAGCUCACUACUCAUAUUCUUUUUCAUGCGACCUGUUCGAUAGUUUGAAAUUAUUAUACUUAUCAUUAUCAGAUAAGUGCUGUCCUAUUUGAAAGCACAAUGCUAUCAGAUCUUACUAUAAUUUACCAUUGUUUAUUCAUAGUAAUUAUUUUAGGUUCGAAUUGGAUUUUGUGUUGAAAGUUUUUGAGUUUCAUUUAAUGGCUUGAUAUUGUAGGUAAUAUAUAUUUGAUAUAUUUCAAUUUACACUCAAAUAUAUUGGAUGGCUUGAUGAAUUACAUUCUAUUUGAAUUCAGAGA
This is a messenger RNA of Nilaparvata lugens (brown planthopper), 3693 nucleotides long. It is a transcript of the gene Ide, whose product is annotated as insulin-degrading enzyme. Gene Ontology annotation, molecular function: metalloendopeptidase activity; metal ion binding. Gene Ontology annotation, cellular component: cytosol; mitochondrion. NCBI's taxonomy places the organism in Eukaryota, Metazoa, Arthropoda, Insecta, Hemiptera, Delphacidae. The coding region runs from base 267 to 2528 and encodes 753 amino acids. The transcript is spliced from 21 exons. Gene Ontology annotation, biological process: peptide catabolic process. The record is from RefSeq and is a predicted model, not a curated record.